Molecule: messenger RNA, 3855 nt
Organism: Aspergillus fumigatus Af293
Lineage: Eukaryota; Fungi; Ascomycota; Eurotiomycetes; Eurotiales; Aspergillaceae
Product: putative ABC multidrug transporter
Exons: 11
Coding region: 1-3855 (1284 amino acids)
Biological process (GO): transmembrane transport
Cellular component (GO): membrane
Molecular function (GO): ABC-type transporter activity; ATP hydrolysis activity; ATP binding
Source: RefSeq, a predicted model, not a curated record
AUGACGUUUCCGUUGGACCACCGAGAGAACGAGAAAGCUGCCGGAAUAACCAACGAUGCUUACAUUCCGAUCAAAUCUAAUAUAGGUGAGGACGAAUAUGUUGAGAAGAAGAAAGGGCUGAAUGUCUUCCUGUGGCUGAUGAGCAGGGACGACCUCUCGCAGAGAGUUUUCACCUUUGGCGAUACUAAACUCUAUCUUCUCGAAUGCAUUGCCUUCAUAGCGGCUAUUGCAUCUGGUACAGCUCUCGCCAUGGUCAACCUGGUCAUGGGACAGUUCUUGACACUGCUGAGCGAUUUUAGCUUCUCGGACAUGGACUCAACUCCAACCAAUUUCAUGUCCGCUGUGCGGACGUCUGCUCUCUACUUCAUAUACAUUGGUGUCAUCCGUCUCCUGGCGACCUACCUCUAUGCCGCUCUCUUUACCUACGUCGCAUACCAUCUAACCCGCAAUAUCCGACGGAACUACCUACGUGCUGCAUUCAGUCAGGAAAUCAGCUAUUACGAUCAGGGCACCAGCGGCUCUAUAUCUCAGCAAGCAACCACAAACGGCAACCUUAUCCAAUCUGGCAUUGCCGAGAAACUUGGUAUUGUCAUCCAAGCCGUCUCCACCUUUGUGGCGACUUUGGUGAUCGCGUUCGUCACACAAUGGAAGCUGACAUUAAUCCUGAUUUUUAUGGUGCCGACUCUGCUUAUAGUGCUUGGAACAGCUGGUGGAAUUGACGCCAUGAUUGAGACCAAGAUCUUGCAGAUCCAUGCCCAAGCCGGGAGCUAUGCUGAGAGUGUCCUCGGGGGCGUCCGGACAGUUCAGGCCUUUAGCCUUCGACCCAGAGUGAUAGCCAAAUUUGACUCUUACCUACAAGAGGCAUACUCCCAGGGGAUGAGAAAGAAUAAAUUGUACGGUAUCGUGUUUGGAGGGCAGUACUUCGUUGUCCACGCUGGCAUGGGGCUUGCCUUCUGGCAGGGCAUCGCCAUGCUCGACCGUGGUGAGAUUGCCGAUUUAGGAACAGUCUUUGUUGUUCUCUUCUCCAUUAUUAUGGCCGCGACCACGGUCAUGCAAAUAGCACCACACAUGGUCGCCUUCAGCCGCGCGGCAACCGCAGCGUCGGAGCUUUUCGCUCUCAUCGAUAGGCACUCGGAGAUCAACCCCUUUGACGAUUCGGGUGCCAAACCGGAAAACCCUACCGGGUCCAUUGAGUUGCAUGGCGUCAACUUCAGAUAUCCUUCGCGUCCAGAUGUCGCCGUUCUGGAAGACUUUACCCUGCAUAUCCCUGCCGGAAAGGUCACGGCGCUGGUGGGACCGUCUGGGUCAGGAAAGAGCACCAUUAUCGGAUUGCUGGAACGGUGGUAUUCCCCUUGUUCAGGCAGCAUCUCUUUGGAUGGCAAGGACAUCAGUCACCUCAACCUCAAGUGGCUGCGGACGAACGAACCGGUGCUAUUCAACGCCAGUGUGUUUGACAAUAUCGCCAAUGGACUCGUUGGUACCCCAUGGGAGACCGCGUCGCAUGAUGACCAAAUGAAGCUCGUUCAGGAGGCUGCGAAACUCGCCUUUGCGCACGACUUCAUCGAGAACCUGCCGCAAGGGUACCACACGCGCAUCGGGGAGAGAGGUGGUCUCCUUUCGGGUGGCCAGAGGCAGCGUAUUGCCAUCGCCCGCAGCGUCAUUUCGGGGCCUAAAAUCCUCCUCCUUGACGAGGCGACCAGCGCGCUCGACCCACACGCUGAGGCUACCGUGCAGAAAGCUCUCGACCAUGCCAUGCAGAAUCGAACGACCAUCGUGGUCGCCCACAAACUCGCGACAAUCCGAAAGGCAGAUAACAUCGUGGUCAUGUCCCAAGGCAAGAUCAUGGAGCAGGGCACGCACGAAGAGCUGGCGCGCAAGAACGGGAUCUACGCCUCUCUUGUCAAGGCCCAGGAUAUUGCGCCAGCGAACUUGGAGCAGGAUCAUGGUUCUGAGGGUAUGAGUACGUCUGACGAGGGUCCAGAGAUGGGAGACAAUCAGUCUGUUACCCGGGUCCGAACGGCCGAGACGCAAAAACCCGCGGCACUACGGGACCGGGAAGAUCAUAGCUUGUACAAGAAGAUGGGAAUUAUCCAUAAUAUUUGGAAUCUUUUGAGAGGGAUGCCUGAGCUCUGGAUUUGGUUUGCGGUCACAAUGGCUACGUGCAUCGGAGGAGCUGCCGUCAACCCUGGGCAAGCCCUCUUACUCGGCAAUAUCUUGAGCGUCUUUACUUCACCUAACAUGGUCGCUCGCGGCAACUUCAUCGCGCUAAUGUUCUUUGUCAUGUCGCUCGGUAUUCUUGUCAUAUACUUCAUUAUGGGCUGGUCAACCAAUACGAUCGCUCAGACUCUCAGCAGGAAGCUGCGACGGGAAAUCUUAGACGCCUUCCUCCGACAGGACUUGCGGUUCUUCGAUCGGCCUGAGAACACGGUGGGCGCACUUACCAGCCGACUCGAUUCAUAUCCACAAGCCAUCUUGGAAUUAAUGGGGCUCACCGUCGCCAUUAUUCUCAUGUCGGCAAUCAACAUUGUUGCGUCGAGCGUCCUCGCCAUUGCUGUCUCGUGGAAACUGGGAGUGAUCGGCGUCUUCGUUGGCCUGCCGCCCAUUAUGCUAGGCGGCUAUGCUCGUGUCCGACUUGAGACCAAAAUGGACGAUGAAAUUGGGCAGAGGCUGUCAGUGAGUGCAUCGAUAGCGUCGGAGACGGUCAUGGCGAUCCGCACCGUUGCGUCGCUCGCAUUAGAAAACACUGUGCUAAAGAACUAUACCGAUGAGCUCGACCGAGCGAUCAUCCAAGCGAGCGGGCCGAUGUUCCAUAUGAUGAUCUGGUUCUCUCUCACGCAGUCCGUGGAGUAUUUUGUGCUGGCUUUGGGGUUCUGGUGGGGAUCAAAGCUGAUCAACGAUGGGGAAAUUACUUUGUAUCAGUUCGUAGUGUCUUUCAUGGGCGUUUACUUCUCUGGCCAGGCCACCGCGUUGGCUUUUAGUUUUGCGAGCAGUGAGUCCGAAAAGCCGGUGGAUGUGCCGCCGCUGGGUGGGACUAUCUGUGAGAUGGACAGCAACCGCACAAAAGGACCCAAGGAUGGCUGCCGCUCCUACGAUUUACAAGAUGUGCAGUUCGCGUAUCCCUUGGCGCCAGAAAACCAAGUUCUCAAGGGAGUGUCUCUGUCGAUUCAGAGAGGUGACUUUGUAGGCUUUGUUGGUGCCUCAGGCUGCGGAAAAAGCACCAUGAUAUCGCUCCUCGAACGCUUCUACGACCCAACUGACGGCACUAUUACCAUCGACUCAUCUGCACCUUUAUCCUUUCUCAACCCACUCCUAUACCGCAGGCACGUGGCCCUAGUGCAGCAAGAGCCAACCCUCUUCCCAGGCACAAUCCGCGAAAACAUCUCACAGGGGAUGCCAGGUCUCUCUGCCACGGAAGCAGCAUCCGACGACGCACUGGAGGAGGCAUGCCGGGCCGCCAACGCAUGGGACUUUGUGUCCUCGCUGCCGGAAGGACUCGACACGCAAUGCGGGACAGCGAGCGGUAGCCAGCUCCUUUCAGGGGGGCAGCGGCAGCGCAUUGCCAUUGCCCGGGCACUGGUGCGCAAUCCCCGCGUGCUUUUGCUUGAUGAGGCGACCAGCGCGCUGGAUACCGAGUCGGAAAAGCUUGUUCAAGCUGCUCUGGCGGAGGCGGCCUCAUCUGGAGCAAGGAUUACUAUUGCCGUGGCGCAUCGUCUCUCAACGGUGCGUGAUGCUAACUGCAUAUUCGUAUUUGAUGCAGGGAGUAUCGUGGAGGCUGGGUCUCAUGACGAGCUGCUUGCUAAAGGGGGAUUGUAUGCUCGGAUGUGUGAGGCUCAGGCGCUGGAUGGCUCUGGAUGA